Aspergillus aculeatinus CBS 121060 is the source of this 1377-nucleotide messenger RNA. RefSeq names its product AN1-type zinc finger protein. The transcript has a single exon. Lineage: Eukaryota; Fungi; Ascomycota; Eurotiomycetes; Eurotiales; Aspergillaceae. Bases 278 to 1348 code for a protein of 356 amino acids. The record is from RefSeq and is a predicted model, not a curated record. Gene Ontology annotation, molecular function: zinc ion binding. Gene Ontology annotation, cellular component: cytoplasm.
AGAUAAUGUUGUUGCUGCACCGCCACGCUGAGUCAGGGACUUGUCCCUGUGCAUCUUCCAGCACCCGCCAGAAGACCAUUAAUCAUCGUCCACUUGACUUGACUCCGUGAUAUUGCAUUUCUCAGCCAGCUUACCACCUUCUUUUAAACAUAACAUCUCUCAUUUAAAUCCAACCCUUAUACUACUCACUCAUUACACUCACCCUUAACUCAUACCAUAACCCACCCAUCCCAAAGCAAAAAUCCCAACCAAAGACACAUCACUACAGAAAGAAAGAAUGUCCGGCAGCGGCAGCGGCAGUGGCAUUGUCCACAAUCCCCCCACCGAAGAACCCCCCGAAACCGACCUCGACAGCAUCGGCCACCACUGCGACCUGGAAUACUGCCACCAACUCGACUUCCUGCCCUUCCGCUGCGCCUCCUGCAGGGGCGUGUUCUGCCUCGACCACCGCACCGAAUCCGCCCACCAGUGUCCUCGCGCGGGGGAAUGGGUGCGCAGCAGCGCCGCCACCACCACCACCACCACAAACCCAUCCUCAGGUUCAACCUCAAUCUCCGCCUCCUCAACCCCCCCAACCAAACCAACCAUCCACAACACAGCCCAAUGCAGCCACCUCGCCUGCAAAACCCUCAUCCACACCCUCUCCGAACCGGGCGUCCGGUGCCCCGAAUGUCGGAGGGAGUAUUGUCUCAAGCAUCGGUUGCGGGAGGGGCAUGCUUGCCAGCCUUUCGUUCCUGGUGGGAAGGGGGGUGGGGGUGGGGGUGCUGGGCAGGGGCAAGACACGCUGAAGUCGAUGUUCGCGCGGGUGCGGGGCAGUUUUGCUUCGCUCGGUGGCGGUGGGGGGAAUGCAGGGAAGAGUCGCACGGCUACAGCACCAGGCAAGACCAUGGACACGAAACAAAAUAAGGCGGGGGCUACGGCUACGGCUACGACUACGACUACCAAGAAAAGCAAGCCGGUCAAUCGCGCGAUGGCGGUCAACGCGCUCAAGCGCACGGCUAAGGGGGAUGCGGCUGUGCCUGCGGAGCGGAGGGUGUAUCUUUCUGUUGAGGCGGCGGCGGCGCCUACUAGGGGGUCUGCUGCGGCGGGGGCGGGGGCUGCGGGGGCAGCAGGGGCUUCAGGGGCGUUUUGGUUCGAUGGGAAGUGGAAGGUCGGGCGGGUGCUGGAUGAUGCGGCGCGGAGGCUCGGGGUCGAGAAUGUUAAUAACCGCGUGGCUGGGGAGGAGGAGCGGCUGCGCGUGUUCCAUGUGGAUGGCGGGGUGUUUUUGGAGUUUGGCGAUACGUUGGGCGAGAAGGUGGUCGCUGGGGAUACCUUGGUUUUGUUGCGCGGGGCCGGGGUGAUUCUUUAGUUUAGGUGUUGGGGGGGGGGGGGGGCUUU